UCAACUUUUAAAAAGAACAUAUCGGGAAGACGUGGCACUACUACAUCACUUCUCUCGCUCUCUCUUUUUUCUUUUCUUAGUGCUCACCAGAACAUAAAAAGGACAACAUGUUCCUAACAUGGACAACGGAACCCGGCAAUGUCUUAGUUAGCCCUAGUCAAACCUAAUAAGGACCCUCACUACCAACAUGGCUGCGCCCAGCGAAGGAGUGAGUUGUGAGGAUUUCGCUGAAUUUCAGGGGUGGAUACCAGGUAUCCUUUGUUUAAGCUCUAGAUAAGCGUCAUUUGAAUAGACUUGAAAGAAUAAAACAAAAUAACAUGGAAUAUGGAAGUAUUAAGAGUAAUGAGGCAGAUAGAUGACCGGAUUGUCCAUGAGUUAAACACUACAAUUCCAACAGCCUCCUUUACUAGGAAGGUCAAUGCUGCUGAAACAUGUAAACAUCUGUAUGAUUCUUUGCUAGAAUCUCAUGCCAGUAGAGACGGAGCCAUCAAGAAAUGCAUAGCCGAGUCCUCUGCUGUAGUAAACCUGCUACGAGAGGAAAGGCAGAAGGAUUCAGAUGAUAUGACCGUAUUAAAGCAGCUUAGAAAAGAGCAGACUAAGAACAGAAGUCUAGAAAAAAAGCUCGAGUCCAGUCCUAGCAGCCAUCUUAUUUUUUUUUUUUGUUUUGUUUUUCUAAAUGCCCAAUCCUCUAAGCAGCAAGUGUCAGGCUCAAACUUCUGCAAACGGAACUGAAUGUUGAAGAAGUAAUAAAUGACCGAAGUUGGAAGAUAUUUAAUGAACGUUGCCGGAUCCACUACAAACCUCCACCAAAGAAGUGAACUGAGAAAAGGCCUCUGUUUGGCACCAGUAGAGACUUUUGAGAUCGUUACUAUAAUAAUUUUUAUCAUGACCAAGGCAGAACAUUGUUUAAUGAUGCCAUUCAUGUGUUGAGCAUGAAAAGAUGAAGCAGGACACAGAGAAGUUGUACUCCAAACAGUUGUUUAUAAGCUUUAUAUAUGAUGUACAAAUUUUAUAAAAAUGAUUUAUAACAAUUAAAGAAUUUUGAGCAAAAAAGCAAAUUUAUUUUGUACAUGCUUUGAAUUCACAUUUUUUGAGAAAAGCAUUUUAUUUUGUACAUACAUUGAAUUUGAACAAAGUGAACAUUUAUGAUUUAAUGUGGUUUAUUGUUUUAUAGUAGUCUUAAUAUUUAUUUGGAAUGCUAUUCAGGAGCACAUUGGCUUUCAGUGCAACUUUCCCAAUGGCUUGUGUUGGUUUAGAUUUUGACUGUUCUGUACUGUUCUAUUUUAAAUUAUGUGAAAUUCUGAGACCAUCAGUGUCCUGCAGCCUUUAAAGGACAAUCUGUUUAUUGACUGUGUUUGACUUUGCUGUUGUUACAUGCUUGAGGAUAUUUUCUUGGAUUUAGCCUCAAAACAUGAUCCUUCCACAUCUUUGAAGUAACUAUUUUGUGUUUUUACAUUUAAAAUUAGCAUCUGCUAGAGUUGAUUUCAGAGUACUCUACUAUGUUUUGUGUUGUCAUAGAUUUUUCUAUUUAUGACUGUUUUAGCAAGUAAUCUCCUUGUGAGAGAAGGCGUGCUGCCAUUGUUCUGGACACAAUUUACUGUUUCCUGUCUUUUCUUAAUUGGCCUGUGCACUCUAGUUUUUUUAAACUCGUGUUUUUGGACACUGAAGCUCUGAUUGGCUACAUGAGCUUGCCUGAGGACAUUUUCUUGAACUCGACCUUGAAAUCUAAUCCCGCUACACCUAGGAAUUGCUGUAUAGUGUGUGAACUCUUGUGAACUAUGUUUUCAUAUUUGCAUGUAUUUGCACAUUCUGAUUUUGUAAAGAAAAAAAUAUUCUAUAAGAAAUGUUACUUCUUAAAUUAUUACUGUAUAACAAGUCUCUUGUAGUGCAAAAGAAAUAUUCAACUGAGCACAGUAGUGCAGUGAUGCAGACACUUGAACACAACUUUGCCAAGGCAGGGGCAGCUGCUACAUAGUAGAUCUAUGUACAUCUAGCGUAUCCCAUUUCACCUAUUACUUUUACUUAUUACUGCUUUUAUGAUAUCCAAGCCAAUUUGCUAGUCUGCUGUAAACUAUCACAUUAGCGUAAUUUGUAUGCUGUUUUGGCAUUCAAGUCAUAUUGUCAGACUUUGUAUUCAUUGUUCAAAAUGUUGCUGCUAUUGUCUUUACCAAUUUUGUAUCACCAUUUCUUGCUGAUUGCAUUGCAAUCGAACUGUCUGCUGCUGUGGCACCCAGGCCUAUUUGCUAGGCACUAUAUCGUAUUCAUAAAUUGUGCUACUGCUAUUAUUAUACUGUAUUUUAAAGUGCUGUUAUUACAACCUUCUACCGCUGUUUGCCAUGCUAAGUAACUCACUGUGACAUAAUUAUCUGUUGGAUAUUAUGCCAGAUUGCUUUGCCAUUGUAAUGGUUUUAAAUCAUUUGCUGAGGCUAUCUUCAUUGUAAUUAUAAUUUCAUUAUUGCUGCUG
Molecule: messenger RNA, 2464 nt
Organism: Protopterus annectens (West African lungfish)
Lineage: Eukaryota; Metazoa; Chordata; Ceratodontiformes; Protopteridae
Gene: MIX23
Product: mitochondrial matrix import factor 23
Exons: 7
Coding region: 325-732 (135 amino acids)
Cellular component (GO): mitochondrion; mitochondrial intermembrane space
Source: RefSeq, a predicted model, not a curated record